Periophthalmus magnuspinnatus is the source of this 7492-nucleotide messenger RNA. RefSeq names its product chromodomain helicase DNA binding protein 2 (gene chd2). Gene Ontology annotation, molecular function: ATP binding; chromatin binding; ATP-dependent chromatin remodeler activity. The transcript has 38 exons. The record is from RefSeq and is a predicted model, not a curated record. Gene Ontology annotation, biological process: nucleosome organization; regulation of transcription by RNA polymerase II. Gene Ontology annotation, cellular component: nucleus; chromatin. The coding region runs from base 826 to 6378 and encodes 1850 amino acids. Lineage: Eukaryota; Metazoa; Chordata; Actinopteri; Gobiiformes; Gobiidae.
ACGUCAAUCAAAGGCAGAGCUCAGAGCUAGGGAAGGAGCUGUAGAUGGCGGCUCAGCCCUGGGAAGGGUGCAUAGGCUUUCGACGCACGCUUUCUGGCCUGGCUACUGCCAGUUUUCCUUCUUAAAUGGUCAUAUUUGGACGUUUAAACUUUUCCGGACGCAGUUUUAGCCGUUUUUGUAGGUUUUGGUCGGGUUUGGAGCUGUAUUUUGUCACGAAAGAACGGAGUGUGCUGUCGGAGUGCUGUCGUUGUUUUCAGAGCAGACUGUGGCGGCCAUGGCGUUCCUCCAUUUGCAGUGCGCUGCUCCCAUGGCUGCUCCCAGUCUGACAGCAGGCGAACACCAGUAGGCCUGCAGCCUUUCACAUGGAACAUUUACUCAUCAUUUCUCGCUUAACUGUACUUUUACAGCAUUUUAUUCAAACCGGGAAAUAUCCCGAGUCCGUAUUAAAGCGAAGUUUGAUUUAGUACUUCUGUCGUAGGCUACCAGCUUUCACUGUUUAGUUCUGCCUCGUUUCCAUUGUGAAACCUAUAGAUUACUCUUUUGUUAUGUUUAAAAGUGUUAUUUGUUAAUAUUUAUGCGAUGACGCAGUAACAAUUGGGCUUUCUGCAUGCUGCUCAGUGUCCGGACUACACUGAAUGAGACAGUGAGGUUUGCACUACUGUACAGAAACUAUCAUGACUAUCAUCACCUAUGCCAUAGCUACAGGUUUCUUCCAGGCAAAUCAUGUUUGACAUUUUUUUCUAGUUUAAUUCCUAUUUUUCUAGUCGCGUCAGCUCGUCUUGGUUUAGCCUGCCAUCUGAGCAAAGCCACUUUUACAGGACUUUAAUGAUAGUUAAAGCAUACAGUCCAACUUUUUGUCAACACAAUCAGGAUAAACAACUGCACAGUGACAUCUUCACGGACACUGCGAUGAUGAAGAGUAAAAGUAAGAAACUCGAGGAAGAGGGCUCUACUCACAGCAAUGCGUCAAGCAACUCCGCCUCAGAGGAAUCUAACCACUCAGCGUCUGACUCGGGCAGUCAGUCUGAGAGUGAGCAUGGCAGCGAGCGGGGCAGCGAGCGGGGCAGUGAGCGGGGCAGUGAGCGGGGCAGCGAGCGGGGCAGCGAGCGAGGCAGCGAGCAUGGCAGCGAGCGCAGGAGGUCCCAUAACUCAGAGUCCAACAGCUCCUCAGACUCAGACAGCCAACCAGAAUCUGAUGAAUCCAAGUCCCACCACAACAGCGAGGCCAAGGACAAGCCCGUUGGCCGCAAGGAGAGACUGGCUGACGUCAAGAAGAUGUGGGAGGAGCAUCCAGAUGUGUACGGUGUGAGGAGAUCCAACCGCAGCCGCCAGGAGCCUGAGCGCCUCAACAUAGGAGCAGGGGGCAGCAGUGACUCGGAGAGUGAGAGCCCCAAACGCAAAAGCUCACGGACUAAAAAGAAGGAACUAAUCGGGAAAGAUGGAGACUCCGAUGAUGAAGAGGAGUCGGAGUCUGAAAAUUCCGACAGUGAGCAGGAAGAGAAAAAAGUUAGAUCCAGACGACUUCCUGCCCGAAGGCCUCAGAGUAGAUCAUCCAAAAAGCAGCAGUCUCAGAAGGCCAGGAAAUCCAGGAGACAGGAGUCCUCUGUUGAUGAGGAUGAGGAGGACGAAGACGAUGAUGAUGAUGAUGAUGAUGAAGAUGAUGACGAAGAGGACACUCCAAAGAGACAACCGCGCAAAAGAGGGGCCACCAAAGUCAAGAGCUAUAAGGAGGACCAGCACGACUUUGAGACAGACUCUGACGACCUGAUUGAAAUGACAGGGGAUGCAGGAGAGGAGACGCAGGAUGACGACAGCGAGACCAUCGAGAAAGUCAUGGACACCAGGACAGCCAGGAAAGGAGCCACUGGAGCGCGCACCACCCUGUAUGCAGUGGAGGAGAACGGAGACCCGUGUGAGGGCUUUGACCCCAGCACUGAGGAGGGGGAGACCCAGUACCUGAUCAAGUGGAAGGGCUGGUCCUACAUCCACAACACCUGGGAGAGCCUGGACUCCCUCACCCAGCAGAAGGUCAAGGGCCUCAAGAAACUAGACAACUUCAAGAAGAAGAACGAUGAGCUCAAUGCAUGGCUGGAGAAGGCCACUCCUGAAGACAUCGAGUUCCACAACUGUCAGCAGGAGCUCAACGCAGAUCUCAAUAAACAGUUUCAGAUCGUGGAACGCAUCAUUUCCAUUAAAACGGGAAAGUCCCACGUGCCUUCUGACUUCCCCUCUCACAGCCAUAAGACGGGCUCCUCAGAUGAGCCGGAGUACCUGUGUAAGUGGAUGGGCCUGCCAUACUCUGAGUGCAGCUGGGAGGAUGGCGCUCUGGUCAAGAAGAAGUUCCAACACUACAUCGACAGCUUCAACAGCCGCAACUCCAGCAAGACCCUGCCCUCCAAAGACUGCAAGGUUCUGAAGCAAAGGCCAAGGUUUGUGGCUCUGAAGAAACAGCCCUCAUACAUCGGAGAUGAAAACCUGGAGCUGAGAGACUACCAGCUGGCUGGGGUCAACUGGCUGGCUCACUCCUGGUGCAGGUGUAACAGUGUGAUCCUGGCUGAUGAGAUGGGCCUGGGGAAGACCAUACAGACCAUCUCGUUCCUGUCCUACCUGUUCCACCAGCACCAGCUGUACGGGCCCUUUCUGGUGGUGGUGCCCUUAUCCACACUUACUUCCUGGCAGAGGGAGUUCCAGACUUGGGCCCCCACCAUGAACGUGGUGGUGUACCUGGGAGACGUCAUGAGCAGGAAGACGAUCCGGGACUAUGAGUGGGUUAACCACCAAACAAAGAGGAUCCGCUUCAAUGCCCUGUUAACAACUUAUGAAAUCCUCCUGAAAGACAAGGGCGUGCUGGGGAACAUAAACUGGGCAUUCCUGGGCGUGGACGAGGCGCACCGUCUGAAGAACGAUGACUCGCUGCUGUACAAGAGCCUGAUGGAGUUUAGGUCCAACCACAGACUGCUUAUCACAGGCACACCUCUGCAGAACUCCCUCAAAGAGCUGUGGUCCCUGUUGCACUUCCUCAUGCCGCACAAGUUUGACUCGUGGGAGGACUUUGAGGAUGAACACGGUAAAGGACGUGAAAAUGGGUACCAGAGCCUGCACAAAGUCCUGGAGCCAUUCCUGCUGCGUCGUGUCAAGAAGGACGUGGAGAAGUCUCUGCCCGCUAAAGUGGAGCAGAUCCUGCGUGUGGACAUGAGCGCUCAGCAGAAACAGUUCUAUAAGUGGAUUCUCACAAGAAACUACAAGGCUCUGUCCAAAGGCACCAGAGGCAGCUCGUCUGGCUUCCUCAACAUCGUCAUGGAGCUGAAGAAGUGCUGCAACCACAGCUUCCUUAUCAAACUUCCUGAGGAGGAAGAGGAGGGGGACAGCAAGCCCACGCAGCUGCAGGCCCUGGUGCGAGGCAGUGGGAAGCUGGUGCUGCUGGACAAGCUGCUGACCCGCCUCCGAGAGAGAGGGAACAGAGUGCUGAUUUUCUCUCAGAUGGUGCGCAUGCUGGACAUCCUGGCCGAGUACCUCACCAUGAAGAGAUACCCUUUCCAGCGACUGGACGGUUCCAUAAAGGGAGAGAUACGGAAACAGGCUCUGGAUCACUUUAACGCAGAGGGCUCAGAGGACUUCUGUUUCCUGCUGUCCACUCGGGCUGGAGGUCUGGGCAUUAAUCUUGCUUCUGCAGACACUGUGGUCAUCUUCGACUCGGACUGGAACCCUCAGAAUGACCUGCAGGCCCAGGCUCGGGCACACCGCAUUGGACAGAAGAAGCAGGUAAAUAUUUAUCGGCUGGUGACCAAAGGAACAGUGGAGGAGGACAUUAUUGAAAGAGCCAAGAAGAAGAUGGUUCUGGACCAUCUGGUCAUUCAGAGGAUGGACACCACUGGACGCACAGUUCUGGACAACAGCUCAGGAAGCACAAAUUCCAAUCCCUUCAACAAAGAAGAACUGACGGCCAUCCUCAAGUUUGGAGCAGAGGAGCUGUUUAAAGAGGCAGAGGGGGAGGAGUUGGAGCCACAGGAAAUGGACAUCGAUGAGAUCUUGAGACUGGCCGAAACCAGAGAGAGUGACCAGGGCUCCAGUGCCACAGACGAACUCCUCUCCCAGUUCAAGGUGGCUAAUUUCUCCACAAUGGAGGAGAGCACUCCGGAGCUGGAGGAGAAGCCUGCUCGAGAGUGGGAUGACAUCAUUCCAGAGGAGCAGCGCAGGAAGAUAGAGGAGGAGGAGAGGCAGAGGGAGAUGGAGGACAUCUUCAUGCUACCCAGAAGCAGGAGCUCCAACAAGAAGGCCCAGGCCAACGACAGCGACAGUGACGUGGGCUCCAAGCUGAAGAACCGCUCGUCUGGCUCUGACAGCGACAGUGAGGAUAGCGGAGAUGACAAAAGGCCCAAGAGGAGAGGCCGUCCCCGGGCUCGCAAGAACAAUGUGGAGGGCUUCACUGAUGCUGAGAUCCGCAGGUUCAUCAAGGCUUAUAAGAAGUUUGGAGCCCCUCUUGAAAGGCUGGAGGCCAUCGCUCGAGACUCUGAGCUGGUGGACAAAUCUAUCGCAGACCUGAAGAGACUGGGCAUGCUGGUCCACUCCACCUGUAUGUCAGCACUACAGGAGCACGAGGAGCAGCUCAAGGAGAACCCUGUGGAAGCUAAAGGUCCCGGGAAACGCAGAGGGAUCAACAUCAAAAUCUCAGGAGUCCAGGUCAAUGCAAAGUCCAUCAUCCAGCACGAGGAGGAGUUUGAGCCUCUCCACAAAGCGGUGCCAGCUAACCCCAGCGACAGGAACAAGUUUAUGCUGAACCUCCGAGUGAAGCAGGCCCACUUUGACGUGGAGUGGGACCUCCAGGAUGACACUCAGCUGUUGCUAGGGAUCUACGAGCAUGGCUUUGGGAACUGGGACCUGAUCAAGACCGACCCCGACAUGAGGCUCGUGGACAAGAUUUUGCCUGAUGACCCCAGUAAGAAGCCCCAGGGCAAGCAAUUGCAGGCACGCGCCGAGUACUUGCUCAAGCUGCUCAAGAAGGAGCAGGACAGUGCAGAGCAGGUGUCCAGAGAUGAGGUGAAGGUGAAGAAGAGGAAGCCCCGGGUGAAGAAGGACAGUGGUGCUUUGAAGGAUGAGCAGGGCCAGGACAUGUGCUCCCCACGCCUGUCCGACAAUCAGUCAGAGGAGGGGGGCAUCAAGCAAGAAGAUGGAGCAGAGAAGUCACCCACCAAGAAAAGACCAAAGAAACGCGCCAACAAGGAAAACAAGGAGAAGCAGGGCACUCCGAAAAAGGACAAGGACGCAGACAAGGACAAGAAAGCCCCACGGCCCCGCAAGGAAAAGCCUAAAACAGUGAAGGGCAGGAAGAACCAGGGCCCCGUGCACAUCACAGCUGGCUCCGAGCCCGUCCCCAUCCAGGGCAAAGAGGACGAUGAGCUGGAUCAGGAGACUUUCAGCAUUUGUAAGGAGCGCAUGCGUCCAGUGAAGAAGGCCCUGAAGCAGCUGGACAAGCCAGACGAGGGGCUGACCGACCAGGAGCAGCUGCAGCACACCCGCACCUGUCUGCUGAAGAUCGGAGAUCGCAUCAGCGAGUGCCUGAAAGCCUACAGUGACCCAGAGCAUGUCAAGCUGUGGAGGAGAAACCUGUGGAUAUUUGUCUCCAAGUUCACUGAGUUUGGUGCCCGGAAGCUCCACAAACUGUACAAGAUGGCUCAGAAGAAGCGCUCACAUGAAGAGGAGAAGGAGCAUAAGAAGAAGGACGAUAGUGGUAAAACGAAGACGCUCAGACCAGAAGCUGCAAGCUCCAGCCGGGACGGGGGAGCUUCCUCCAAAUCUGGGCCCCAGGGACACCACCGAGAGCCCCAUGCCCCUGGAGCCAAGAGGCACUUCAAUGACGAGCGCGGGGACUGGCAGAGGGACAGGAAGUACCCAUACCCCGGGAACAGUGGUCCGCCAUGGGGUGAGCGCCCCCAUCAGUAUGACCGCUACAAGGACCACUACAGCGACCGCCGCCCACACGGGGGAGAGUACCGCAGCUCAGGAGGGUACCGCAACAACACAUCACCAAGGAAACGGCCUUAUGAGUACAGCAACGACAGAGAUCACCGGGCCCACCGGCCCUAUUAUGACAGACAUUCAGACCCGAAGAGGAGACGUCCUGAUGAGUUCCGCGGCCCUGGCUACCACUCAGGCCGAGAGGGGCCCAUGCAGGAGUUCAGGAGGCCCCCAGAGCACAGGCAGAGCGGCCCCCCAGGACCUGAUAACUACCGGCCCUUCCCCCAAGACAAGCCCCUUCCUCUGCUCGACCCCCGCUCUCCCCAGACUCACAAGUCCCCCCAGGACUCCCGCUCCCCCCUUGAGAGGCCCCUGGACCCCAAUGCCAGCGGGGACGCCAUCUGGAGCCGCAAAGCCAACUAAGCUAAAAGGACUCUGCUCAACCGUGUGACUGCAGAGAACUGAUGUGGCUUUCAAAGGCCGCCACAUGUAGACCAGGACUAAACAAGUGUUGUUCCUGUAUAAAACAGGAGAAAAGCAGAAACAAAAUCUGAUUAGAUUUCAGCCCAAGUGAUCAGAGAAUUUCUGAGUUUCAUCAGAAGCCCUCGUCUCUCAGUUUGAGAUGUGCUCUCCUGUGACUGUGUUAAAGUCCACAGCCUGGGCCUGUGUGCCAAAGUGGGCCAGGCCAAACCACUCCAGCUGCUCUGUGACCCGGGCCACAGGGGGGCCACAGGGGGGCCACAGGGGGGCCACAAGUGUUUAUCCCUGUCUGUAUCACACUGACUGUGUCGGAGAUUAGUCCUAUGGAACUAUUCCACAGCAGUGUGAGAACUGUAUUGAGAAGUGUGUGGGGGGUUCAUAUGGACUGCCCCUCAAAGUGCCUGAGUGGAUCGUGUAUGGGAGAUGCUCCCAGAAGAACAUAGUGACAUGGACAUGUGUUAUGACUAUGAUUUGUGAGAUUAGCUUUAAGUUUUGUGAAUUUAAAAAAAGAGAAUGUUGUAAUGCACCUUCAAAUGUAGCUCGCUCUCUCUCCUGUCCUAUGCUCAAGUGUCAAAUGUUUAGUACAGACUCAGAUCUGUAUGUCCUUUUGCUUUGGGAGGGAGCGGCAGUAUUCAGGCACAACCCUAUUUUAACACUACAUAGACUUUGCCUCCCAGUAUUUGCCACUUCACCUUCUAUUGCACAUUUUAACUUGGAUGGUAACUACAGUACCAGGUCUGAUUUUAGCUUUUCCUCUGAGUCCACACGGACUCCCACUGAAUUAGUCUGGUGCCAAAGUCCGGCAUUUUCUUCAGCUUUUCCAUGGUGCCUUAUUUGUGUUUUAUUGUAUUAAACUGGACAUUGCGCGGGCAGUACACAUGUGGCAGUGUGGGCAGUGGAAGGUGAGUAUUAGGGACCAUUUCUCCUGUUUGUGAAUGUGGCUCUGACUUGAACUCUAUGAAAGCUACAUCUGUGGAUCUUGUUGAAGAAAUAAUUUAUAUUUGAGACAUGUGCUGUACAUAUGGGACAUGUGGAAUAAACUCAUGUGUUCAUAAAA